AUGUCAGGAUCUAAUGUUAAACUAAGAGCCCAAGAAAAAGAUAUCUUUGCAAAAAUAAAAGAACAAGCUAAAGGCAUAACUACAGCAGCAGAUAAUUUUAUAAAACAGUUUGAAAGAGGAGAUGAAUUUGUCUUUAGUGCAGAAUUAACAAAACAGUUUGUCUUGGCAGAGAUAAGUAUAUUGGUAAAUCCUGUACUAGAUGCCAAAGAGAAAGUUUUAUCUGUUCUUUUACUUGCACUUCUGAAAAAAUUUAACUAG
This is a messenger RNA of Dentiscutata heterogama, 258 nucleotides long. The record is from the annotation of a GenBank genome assembly. Lineage: Eukaryota; Fungi; Glomeromycota; Glomeromycetes; Diversisporales; Gigasporaceae.